AUGCUUUGUGACAGUGAUGUCGAGAAAUAUAGGACCAUAUACAGCCAGAGCAACCCGUUUCCCAAAUACGGGCCAUUCUAUGAAGCUUUCAACACGCCCCACACAGUCUUCACCGAGACCGAUGCAAAAAGACAUAAGGAGCGUCGCCGGCUUUUGAAUCCACUCUUCUCGAGAGCUGGUGUGUUCAAACUUGAACCCAUUAUCCAUGAAAAGCUCUGUACCAUGGCGAAUAAAAUAAUACGAUUACAAGAAUCUCACCUUAUCAACGUGUACGACGCUUUCAGGUGCCUCACUACCGAGGUGAUAAUGGAGUUUGCCUUCGCCAGAUCAGCGAAUAUGCUAGAAGAGAGUGAAACUACAUUCAAGUCCUGGUUUCUCACUGCCUUCGACGCCGUUGCUGGAAGCCUUUGGAAGCUGCAGGAGUGGCCGAUCAUCAGGAGAUCGAUGGGCUUCUUGCCAGCCAGACUGAUUACAUUGCUCGACCCCAAGGUUGCAAAUAUUGUAAAAAUGCUCAAGUUUUCCGAGGAGUGUCUUCAACAUUAUCAGAUUCACGGCAACCAGACGGCCCAUCCAGUCGUCUUUGACAAUCUUUCUUCUUUGUCAUAUGAGAUGAAAGUCACAGAGGCGAUGGACAUAUUGGUCGCGGGCGCAGAUACGACCGCCUCCACGCUGACAGCAGGGUUGCUGUAUAUUCUUUCGAAUGACAAGAUUCAUUCCACAUUACGCAAAGCCCUAAAUGAGACAUCCAUAGGGCUUGACGCUGUUGCCACGGGCCAGCUGUUAGAGUUGGAAAAGAUAGAUUACUUGGCAAGUUACCCCACUGCCUGCGUGAAAGAAUCCUUGAGGCUUGGCAUGGCAGUCCCUGGGCGCCUUCCACGCGUUGUGCCACACAAUCUUCCGCAUCCGUUAGUAGUUGACGACAAGAUUGUCCCACCAGGGACCAUUGUUUCCAUGUCAGCUUAUACAAUGCAUAUGAGCGAAGAAGUUUGGGGGUCUGAUGUACGAGCGUUUAACCCUAACCGCUGGCUGAAGCCUGAAUCGAAAGGCCUCGAACAAUACCUCUGCACAUUCUCCAAGGGGGCUCGAAUGUGUAUUGGACAGAAUGUCGCAUACGCUGAAAUAACAAUUGUGAUGGCAUACCUGUUCCGCAAUUUCAAGCUCAGUCUUCCGCCUGACUUUGUCCCUCCAGAGAGGAAAGAUUUAUUUACGAUGGAGUACUCAAACCCUGGGUUACCCAUUAUUUUCUCAAGAAUCUAG
Messenger RNA from Penicillium canescens, 1257 nucleotides. Its product is annotated as cytochrome P450. Gene Ontology annotation, molecular function: oxidoreductase activity, acting on paired donors, with incorporation or reduction of molecular oxygen; monooxygenase activity; heme binding. The transcript has 7 exons. Bases 1 to 1257 code for a protein of 418 amino acids. Lineage: Eukaryota; Fungi; Ascomycota; Eurotiomycetes; Eurotiales; Aspergillaceae. The record is from RefSeq and is a predicted model, not a curated record.